This is a messenger RNA of Orbilia oligospora ATCC 24927, 1416 nucleotides long. RefSeq lists its product as uncharacterized. The record is from RefSeq and is a predicted model, not a curated record. NCBI's taxonomy places the organism in Eukaryota, Fungi, Ascomycota, Orbiliomycetes, Orbiliales, Orbiliaceae. Gene Ontology annotation, cellular component: plasma membrane; cellular bud neck. The transcript is spliced from 2 exons. The coding region runs from base 1 to 1416 and encodes 471 amino acids.
AUGGCACCAAGCGACUGGCUGUCUGUGAGCCAGACAAAUUUCAGGAGAGGCGUUGAAGAUGAUCUAGCUACAUUGCCAGAGACACUAGGAAACUGGGACAAAUGUAUGGAGAAAUCCUGGUGCAAAUACCCCCUAAUUGCAGGCUGCGUCGUCGGCGCCCUGGUCCUGAUAUCUAUAACAUGGUGCUGCUACCGAUGCUGCUGCCGUAGUCGCCGCAAGAAGGCCGACCGUUCCAAAUCCACAUUCUUCAAUGACCCGGUGCCUUCGUACAUGUCGCACCCCCCACCACGACCUACACCGAGCGGGUACAACAGCAGCAAUACCAUCGGGCCAAAUACCUCAAAUUCGACACCAGCCCCGCAAUAUGCAUACUUCGCAUCUGGCACCACAGGACCAAAGGAUAACGAUGCUCUUCCCGUCAUGCCUUCGUGGAACGGCUCCAAAAAUGAAAAGGUAGAGGACACAUCUGUCAAAGUCGAGGCCAUCGAACUGGAAGAUGUAUCUUCUGCGUCUACCCCUCCACCGGCCAAUAACCGCCUUAACAAUAACAAUGCCGACUACCACCAAUCCAACCGUCCAAACUUCCAAUCACAACAGCCUCAGAACCUCAAUCCCUUUGGCCCACAGCGUCUAAAUAACCCGUUCGGCCCACAGCCCCCGAGCGGGCCCCCCGCAUUCCCCCCUCCAAACCGUACCCAAUCCCCAUACCCUGAAUCUCACACAAUGCCAACAGCCAUAAUCCCCCCACCAACCACCAACCCCCACUACAACACCGCCCAGGGCCUGGACGACUUCGACUUCAACCCCCAUAUCAACGCCCAAAACCAAGGUCCCUAUGCCAACGCCGAGAUCUACCCCCCAGAACCGUCCUACCAGCACCAACAAACCGGCGUCACCCAGCCCCAACAACCACAAUUCACAGGAACAACCUCCCCACCACCGCCAUUCCAACACCAAACCUUCACCGGCACUACAAUCUCCGGGGAAACACACGCCUACACUCCAACCCCCCCUCCUCAAGCGCUCCUAACCGCCCAACAAACCGGUGGUCUGCCUUCCCAUCCAACAUCUCACACUCCUCCUCCGCUCCCAAGUUUCAACACCUCAGGUACCACCGCAAACGGAUUCAACCCUGCAAAUAACCCCCCACCACCGCCACCACAAACAACAUCGAUCCCACGACCCCAAAAUAGCAGCGGUGGAUUUGUAGCGCAGAUGGAUGACGAUUUUGGACAUUCGCCCGUUCAUCUUACAAAUCCUCAUCUACAGAAUAAUAACACCGGUGCAACUGGAGGGUUCAAUCACAAUGAUUUCGAUCAUGGUGGAUAUAGCGCCUACAACCCACAUAAUAACUAUCAACAGCAGCCCCAGCAGCAGCAUCAUCAGCAACAGCAGCCGGGAUGGAGUGCUUUCUAA